Molecule: messenger RNA, 708 nt
Organism: Caenorhabditis remanei
Lineage: Eukaryota; Metazoa; Nematoda; Chromadorea; Rhabditida; Rhabditidae
Exons: 2
Coding region: 1-708 (235 amino acids)
Source: RefSeq, a predicted model, not a curated record
AUGGAGCAUAUUCCAGAUGUUGUAUGGGAUAACGAACAUGGCGGCUUGGAGAAGAAGCACGAGUGGCACCCAUCGAUAGUAGUUGAUGUGACGGUCUCCUCGAGCUUGAUCCGUGACUUCAGUUCCAUUUGGCACAAAGUAGGUGUUCUCAAUGAAGCAGAAAUCAUGCACGUAGCCAUCCCAACUGCCGGAAAACUCUCGAGGUGUCCAACAUUUGAUAGGCUGUCCGAAGUACUGCUUGCAGGAGAUGGCCAAUGUCAUGGCGAUCAAAACAAAUGGAGUAAACCAGGCGUUGACUCGGUCGAUUACUUUGAGCACAUUGUCGAUUCCUCCACAAAUCACUUGAUCCGAAGUGUCGUUGAAUGUGACUGCAGUUUGUUGGUAUUUGUUGAUGUAGGUCUUCACUGGCUCUUUAGUUCUGAGAUCGUGCACACGACAAGUUCCAUCGUCGCUUGCAGAAGCAACAAGAGUGACACCACGGCGAGAUGGAUGAACGGCAUUGACAAAGUCGGUGUGACUCUUGAAGUUUCUGGCACAAGUUCCAGUUUCCAUGUCCCAGAGACGGACGCUCUUGUCAGUGCCGCAGGAGACCAAGUAUCCAGAAUCAGUGCUGAACUUGAUAUCCAUGAUGGCUCCAGCGUGUCCUUUGAUAGUGGAAAAGUUCUCGCAUUCUCCGUAGACGUUCCAGAAGAAAAUCUGAAAGUUUGA